AUGAUUAUGGUAAUUCAGGUCAGCUCUCAGCUUCACACCCCCAUGUACUUUUUCCUCAGCCACUUGUCCUUUGUGGAUUUCUGCUACUCCACUAUCAUUGUGCCUAAGACAUUAGACAAUACCAUCAACAAGGAUAAACCCAUUUCCUUUGUGGGGUGCAUUAUACAGUUCUAUUUGUUUUGCACUUGUGUGAUCACUGAGGUGAUCCUACUGGCCGUGAUGGCCUAUGACCGCUUUGUGGCCAUCUGCAAGCCUCUGUUGUAUAUGGUCAUCAUGUCCCAGAAGCUCUGUGUGGAGCUGGUCUCUGGCUGCUACCUGUGUGGGGCAGUGUGUUCUCUGAUUCACACGUGUUUAGCUCUGGAGAUCCCGUCCUAUCGAUCCAAUGUGGUUAACCACUUCUUCUGUGAUCUACCUCCUAUCUUCACUCUUGCUUGCUCUGAUGUCUCUAUAAAUGAACUUCUGGUGAACAUUGUAGCCACUGUCAUUGAGAUCAUCACC
Molecule: messenger RNA, 498 nt
Organism: Orycteropus afer afer
Lineage: Eukaryota; Metazoa; Chordata; Mammalia; Tubulidentata; Orycteropodidae
Product: olfactory receptor 5L1-like
Exons: 1
Biological process (GO): sensory perception of smell; G protein-coupled receptor signaling pathway
Cellular component (GO): membrane
Molecular function (GO): G protein-coupled receptor activity; odorant binding; olfactory receptor activity
Source: RefSeq, a predicted model, not a curated record